GCAAACAAAUCAACCCCCCAUUUCUCUCUCUCUCUCUCUCUAAAACCCCCCAUUUUCUCUCUCUAAAAACCCCAAAUUCGGUCAUCUUUGGAUCAAUUUCUGUGGUCGUUUGUUUGGGAAUAGAAAAGGGUAUUUGCAGAAUUUGAUGUAUCAGAAACAAUCCAACACCAACACUUCUCUUUUCAGAGAAUCCAUUAAAGCCCUUGAAGCUGAUAUCCGCCAUGCCAAUACCCUAGCGUCUACCCUACCUCCGGACGAUGGAGGGGAUUCCGUGCAAAUGAAAUUAUCGUACAGUACUUUUGCUCCGUUCUUGCUCUACUUGAUUGACUGGAUGGACUAUAGCUGUACCGAUUCACUUCCAAGUUAUCUUGGCCUUCUUCAUAUACUCGUAUACAAGGUUUACGUGGAUGGUAUUCAAACGAUGUCGAUUCAAGAAAGAAAAGCCACCCUUAGAGAAUUCUAUGCUGUUAUAUACCCUUCGCUUAAACAACUCGAGGGCUAUUUGAUUGAAUUGAGAGAAGAUGACGAUAACAAGAAAAUAUCGUGUGAAGAGGUCGAUAGAGAUGAUGAAUGUGGGAUUUGUAUGGAAACUUGCGAUAAAAUGGCGUUGCCAAACUGUGGCCACUCGAUUUGCAUAGGGUGCUUCCGCGACUGGAACACGAGGUCUAAGUCAUGCCCAUUUUGUCGUGGAAGCUUAAAGAAGGUGCAGUCGGGAGACUUAUGGGUUCUAACCAGUGAAAGCGAUUCGGUGGACUUGAUUACGCUAGCGAAAGAGAAUCUAAGGUGCUUCUAUCUUUACAUCGAGAGCUUGCCGUUUGUCGUUCCAGACACUCAUUUCUUGCUUUAUGAAUAUCUGAUCUAAACGAGUUCCAAAAAGGUAGAGCAUGUUCUAUGCCGAUUGUGGCAUAAUUGUGCACAUACCCUGCUUCCGAAUGGGAUUUAAUGGGUCCGUUUGGUUUAUUCUGGUAUAGUUGUAUGUAUAUAGUGAUCUAUAUGUAACUUAAGCAUCAUUCGGCUCGGCCUUUUUUUGGGAUCCCGAGUGAUGUUAUGGAAAUGGCGAAAAGUUACGCUUUCUA
Molecule: messenger RNA, 1076 nt
Organism: Cynara cardunculus var. scolymus (artichoke)
Lineage: Eukaryota; Viridiplantae; Streptophyta; Magnoliopsida; Asterales; Asteraceae
Product: E3 ubiquitin-protein ligase AIRP2-like
Exons: 5
Coding region: 146-862 (238 amino acids)
Biological process (GO): protein ubiquitination
Molecular function (GO): ubiquitin protein ligase activity
Source: RefSeq, a predicted model, not a curated record